AUUUGAGGAGAGGGGAAAAAAAGAAGUAAAAAAAAAACAGAUGCAAUGAGUCUCUCAUUUUCUUUUAGGUCAAUUCCUCAAAGAAAAUGAGUCAAGAGCAAAAUAUCUCUUUCCAUUUAAAUUUAGUUGUCCUGUUUGGCAGCGGAGAAUUUGACAGCCCAUUUGAAACUUGAGGAAAGAAAAAAAAAAACAGGAAAGAAAAUCGAAAGCUGGUCAAGCCUGCACUCCCAAAAAAGCAAAAAACCAAAUUAGCACAAACCCCAGGGAAGAACCCUAAAACACUGAAGAUGAUGAGUUUAAAAAAUGGAAUGUGGGGAUGGGGGAUAGGGGGUGGGGAUCGAGCGUCAUAGCACGUGCCAAGCUGAGACACGGACACACCCUCUUUUUGAGUCUUAUUUCUUCUUAAUUUCCACCGUGCUGUGAUCAUCCCAGCCCAGCCCAGCCCAGCCCAGAGGUGGCUUUCAUCUGCUUCUGCUUCCAGUGAAGGAGCUGCUCUGUGAUCAGUGGUGCUGGGGCUGUGGAAGUGUUUGAUCUGUGCUGCUCUGCUAAAUGGCUUCUGGGGCUUUCAUGAUGCCUUCAACUCUCUCUGUGUCCCUUUCUCAGGACUCGUAUCAAAGGUCAGCUGGAAUCCAUGGACUUGCUCCUCGCAUGUAUAAUUCAAAAUGGGAAAGCCUUCUCCAAAGGAGAAUCAAACACCUACAAUGUUUGGUUCCUGCAAAAAGGACUAAAAUCAUUCAGGCAUUGGCAAUUCCAGAUGCGCCGGCUUCGCUAGACAAUGCAGAGUGCAGAAAACGCCUAGCUGAGAGUUACGGUUAUACACAAAUUGGAGAACCACUUCCAGGAAAUGUUACAUUAAAAGAUAUUGUUGAAACAAUUCCGAAGAAGUUGUACGAGAUCGAUCACGUGAAAUCGUUGAAGGCACUUUCAUUCUCAGUUGGUACCUAUGCAUUGGGACUGUUCAUGACUUCACAAGCCCCCUGGUAUCUGCUUCCUUUUGCUUGGGCAUUGACAGGAACUGCAGCCUCAGGGUUGUUUUGCAUAGGUCAUGACUGUGGCCACAAAUCAUUUUGGAAGAACAAGUUAGUGGAAGACAUUAUUGGAACUUUGGUCUUUUUGCCGCUGAUAUAUCCAUACGAGGGAUGGCGUUUUGAGCACGAUCGGCAUCAUGCAAAAACAAACAUGUUGCAUGAGGAUUCAGGUUGGCACCCAAUUUGGAGAGAAGAUUUUGAAACAUCUCCACUUGCACGCAAGGCUAUGAUAUAUGGAUAUGGCCUCCUUCGGCCUUGGAUGACCAUAGCACACUGGUUGAUGUGGCACUUCGAUUCGAGCAAGUUCAGACCGAACGAAGCGAAAAGGGUGAAGUUAAGUGUGGCUUGUGUUUAUGCAUUUAUGGCAAUAGGAUGUCCAUUGCUUAUCUAUGAGACGGGGGUUACAGGUUUGAUCAACUACUGGUUAAUGCCGUGGCUGGUGUUUCACUUCUGGAUGAGCACUGUUACGAUGAUCCAUCACUCAUCUCCUCACAUACCUUUCAAAUCUCCAGAUGAGUGGAACCCAGUUAAGGCCCAGUUUAGCGGGACAACUCAUUGCGACUUCCCUUAUUGGAUAGAGGAAUUCUUGCAUCAUAUCAAUGUCCACCUCCCCCAUCAUCUUGUUCCCAAGAUACCAAGCUACAACUUGAGGGCAGCUCAUGAGUCUCUUCGAGAAAAUUGGGGCAAGUAUAUCAGUGAGGCUAAUUGGAAUUGGCGCUUGAUGAAGAUGAUAAUGACCGAGUGCCAUGUUCAUAAUCCAGAGCAAAAUUAUGUUGCAUUCGACGAGCUUGCUCCGGAAGAGGCUGGUUCGGUCUCUUUCAUCCGGAAAAUGAUGCCUGACUGGACUUAGUUUUGUCACAUGCCUCAUGGGUUUCACAGCAUUUUGGUUUCUCUCAUCCUAUCUUUCUGCUGAGGAGGAUCAAGUUGCUGGCAUGCAUGUAAAAAGUUUUUUUCUUGUAGUCUGGAUUAUGAACAUGGUUACAGGACUUGAUAAGAGUCUACUAAAUAAAGUCUGGAUACUUAUCA
Malania oleifera is the source of this 2054-nucleotide messenger RNA. RefSeq names its product omega-6 fatty acid desaturase, chloroplastic-like. The record is from RefSeq and is a predicted model, not a curated record. Gene Ontology annotation, biological process: lipid metabolic process. Gene Ontology annotation, molecular function: oxidoreductase activity. Lineage: Eukaryota; Viridiplantae; Streptophyta; Magnoliopsida; Santalales; Ximeniaceae. The transcript has 11 exons. The coding region runs from base 550 to 1878 and encodes 442 amino acids.